Messenger RNA from Callorhinchus milii (elephant shark), 1897 nucleotides. Its product is annotated as heat shock factor protein 1. The coding region runs from base 190 to 1740 and encodes 516 amino acids. Gene Ontology annotation, molecular function: DNA-binding transcription factor activity; sequence-specific DNA binding. NCBI's taxonomy places the organism in Eukaryota, Metazoa, Chordata, Chondrichthyes, Chimaeriformes, Callorhinchidae. Gene Ontology annotation, biological process: regulation of DNA-templated transcription. The record is from RefSeq and is a predicted model, not a curated record. The transcript is spliced from 14 exons.
GACCCCCUGGGCCUGGGUUCGGGCCUCACAGUCGCCUCGGCUCCGGGGCCUCGACUCCAAUCCCCGGGGCCUCAGUCCGACUCUAGGCCCCGGGGCUCGGCUCGGGCCUGACUGUAGUCCCGGGGCCUGGGCCUGGGCCCCUCCCCCGGGCCUCGGUCUCUCUCUCCCUCUCUCUCUCUCGGUCUCCCGAUGGACCCUCACGGCGGGAACGUUCCCGCCUUCCUCACCAAACUGUGGACGCUGAUCGAGGACCCGGACACGAACGAGCUGAUCUGCUGGAGCGCGAGCGGCAACAGUUUCCAUGUCUUUGACCAAGGACGUUUUGCAAAAGAAGUGCUUCCAAAAUACUUCAAGCACAAUAAUAUGGCCAGCUUUGUGCGGCAACUCAACAUGUAUGGAUUCCGUAAGGUGGUGAACAUUGAGCAGGGAGGGCUGGUCAAGCCAGAGAAGGACGACACCGAGUUCCAGCAUCCCUACUUCCUCCGUGGCCAGGACCAGCUGCUGGAGAACAUCAAGAGAAAGGUAACAAGUGUGUCAGCUGUGAAGCCGGAAGAGAUAAAGGUGCGGACGGAUGAUGUGGGUAAAAUUCUAACCGAUGUGCAACUCAUGAAAGGCAAGCAGGAGAAUCUGGACUCUAAGCUUAUGACUAUGAAACACGAAAACGAGGCGCUGUGGCGCGAGGUGGCCAGCCUGAGGCAGAAGCACACGCAGCAGCAGAAAGUGGUCAGUAAGCUGAUCCAGUUCCUGAUUUCCCUCGUGCAGACAAACCGUAUCAUCGGGGUGAAGAGGAAAAUCCCGCUCAUGUUGAAUGACAGCAGCUCAGCACAUUCCAUACCCAAGUACAAUCGUCAGUACUCAUUGGAACCUCUGCAGGGAUCAUCGGCACUGACGGCGACGGCUGCAAAUUUCCCAGGCAACAACUGCUAUUCCCCAGCCAGCUCCAUAUCCUCGGGUCCCAUCAUCUCAGACAUUACAGACCUGCGUCAGAGCAGCCCGUCUGUGUCACCGUCCAGCAUCAAGGAAGAGAGCAGGUCGAGUCCUAGGGUACAGAUUAAGGAGGAGAGCCCGAGCCCCCCCAGCAGCCCGCGGGUGGAGGAGGCAAGCCCCCCGGUGCCCCUCGCUGACUCGCCCCUCUCUCCCUCCACCUUCAUCGACUCCAUCCUGGAGUCCAACGAGCCGAGCUCCGCCUUGCCCCAGCCUGAGGAGCGGUGUCUCAGCGUGGCCUGUCUGGACAAGUACGUACCAGGGAGCAUUGACCAUUUGAUUCAAGCCCAGAUGACGUCGGAGGGCAAUUGUGUUUUCCACAGUCUUUCCUCUUCCUCUGCUCACACCAGAGCACUGCCAGGAUCAGAUAUCUACGAUCACCUGGACAGGAUAGACUCCAGCCUGGACAACCUACAGAGCCUCCUGUCAGGCCAGACCUUCAGUGUGGACUCGAGCACGCUGUUAGACCUGUUCAGCCCUUCCCUGUCGCCUGUUGACCUGAACCUGCCAGAUGUGGAGAGUAACCUCGCAGCAAUCCAGGAUCUGAUGGGAUCCCAGGAACAGAAGUCCACGGAGGGGGACAGCAAACACUUACGCUACAGACAAACCAGCUGUGCUCCUGUCCUGUUCGAGCUCGGAGACUCUUCCUACUUCCCGAUGGCGGAGGAGCUGAACGCUGAGGCCGCGGUGGAUGACCCCCUGUCACUGCUGUCCAGCGCUGACCUGUCACAGAGCAAAGAAUCCCCCACGUCCUAACUCCUCACCCCCCCCACCACCACCCCCUCACCCCAUGCCUCCCAGCCCUCCCCCCUACCAUGCCCUCGCCCUGCUCACAGCCUGGCUUUGGCUGGCACACACGAACAGCGAGACAGGAGAGCGAGCGCCAUGUAUUAAAUAUUUCAUUUUUAACAUG